AUGGAGGCGGCGCUGAGUCCCAAGGCCGGCGGUGCCUAUGAGCGCUUACUAUUGACGCCGAACCUGGAAAAGCUGCGGGAUCUGUUGGUCGUGAGUGGCGUGAGCUCUGCUGAAAUGGGGGAGGGAGACAGCAACCAUGGGCUGCGACUCGGUGCCACGCUCGAGACGGUCAAGGAAGGUCAUCGUCGGCAGCUCAAAGUCAUGUCCAUUGUCGGCUUGUGCUAUUUUGCUGUGUGCGGUGGACCCAUUGGAUCCGAGUACAUCAUUUCAGCUGGUGGCCCGUUGAUCGGGUUCAUCUUUUUGCUCUUGUUCCCUUUCAUCUUUGGCAUCCCGAUUGCCUACGUUACGGCGGAGCUUAGCACCACGUUCCCGCAAGAUGGUGGCUACACGGUGUGGGUGCUCAACGCUUUCGGACCGUUCUGGGGAUUCCAGUGCGGUUAUUGGGCCUGGAUAUCCGGCGUGAUCGACAAUGCCAUCUACCCGGCACUGGCUGUGGCUACGUUCACGGAUGUCUAUGGAUCCAUCAACUCGCCUGUUGCAGAAUACUUCAUCAAGGCAGGUAUUGCCGUGGCUCUAGCUUUACCGAACCUACUGGGUAUUCGUAUCGUGGGCCGAGGUAUGGCAGUGAUGUCCAUCUUCGUCAUGAUCCCGUUUGCCGUCCUCUUUAUCUGGGGAGUCGUUCGCGCGGAUGACUGGGACGCAGUGGGCGACAUCCGUCGUUCUGAUAUUAUAUAUGAUGAAAACGGAGACUUCAUAAGCAUGUCCGGCAGUAUCAACAUCGAUUGGUCUCUGCUGAUCAACACCCUCUUCUGGAACUUCAAUGGCGCAGUAGGCAUGUCGGUGUUUGGUGGCGAGGUGGCCAAUCCGGGCCAGACGUAUCCCCGUGCGCUGAUGAUCUCUGUGCUUUUGGUAGCGCUCACGUAUUUGGCGCCACUAUUUAGUGCUACGGUGUUUAACUCGCCGCACUGGACGACUUGGGAGGAAGGCUCAUUUUCGAGCAUUGCAGAAGACAUCGGUGGCAGCUUUCUAUCGAACUGGGUCGUGCUAGCAACGUUCUGCAGCAAUGCUGGUAUGUACAUUGCCGAGCUGUUCUGCGAUUCGUUCCAGAUCCUGGGUAUGGCAGAGUGUGACCUCGCUCCAGCAUUCCUCAAAGCGCGCAACAAACAGUUCAACACUCCACACAACGCUGUCUACGCCAGUCUUGUGAUCAUUCUAGUGCUCAUCAAGUUCGAGUUCGACGAAAUUAUUGGCAUGACCAACGCGCUCUCGGCCUUUUAUCAAUUGUUGAUCUUAGUUGCGUUCAUCAAGCUGCGCUUCUCGCAACCAGACAUUGAACGUCCAUUCAAAGUUCCUGGAAACAUCGCUGUGCUGAUCACUGCACUCCUGAUCCCGAGUGCAUUGCUAAUCUACAUUGCCGUGGACGUCUUCUUCUCGCUCGUUCCGGCGAUACUGGUCGUCGGCGUGACCCUGGCUGGUCUCCUAUAUGCCCGUUGGCGCAAAUUCACUCGCGCGCAGUUCCGCCAGCUUACCACCACCACCGAAUCCUGA
Messenger RNA from Phytophthora nicotianae INRA-310, 1548 nucleotides. RefSeq lists its product as hypothetical. The coding region runs from base 1 to 1548 and encodes 515 amino acids. Gene Ontology annotation, biological process: transmembrane transport. Gene Ontology annotation, cellular component: membrane. The record is from RefSeq and is a predicted model, not a curated record. Gene Ontology annotation, molecular function: transmembrane transporter activity. The transcript is spliced from 9 exons. NCBI's taxonomy places the organism in Eukaryota, Oomycota, Peronosporomycetes, Peronosporales, Peronosporaceae.